AUGCCUGUAAAAUUGAAGUGGCCCUGGCUCGGUGUUGCUAUACCGUGCUUCUUAAUAGCCUUCAUAGGGUACACUUCUCACUACUUUAUACUUUCUAACUUCGCAAGUUCAAAACAGCAAAUUCUUUUUGAGUUUCCGCUCUCUAUGACAUGGAUAUCUUACGCUCUAGCCAUAUAUGUUAAGGCAGGGAGCCCGCCCGCUGAGUUUAGGCCGAGAAAGGAGCAAUGGACACAUUACUGCAAGAUCUGUAAGAAUUACAAGCCAGAGAGGAGUCAUCAUUGCAAGAGUUGCGGGAAAUGUAUAUUGCUAAUGGAUCAUCACUGUCCGUGGACAAUGAACUGCGUUGGGUAUCGUAAUUUCCCACAUUUCAUGAGAUUUCUACUGUGGGUUAUCACCACUACUGCAUAUCUACAGUUUAUGUUGACAAAACGCGUUCUACAGCUUUGGCGGUUGAGACAUACCCGCAUCUUCAUCCAUAAAUCAGAAUUGUGCUUUCUAGUCACUAACAUUCUUUUAAACGCAUUCGUUUGCUUCAGCAUAUCGAUGCUGCUCAUCAGAUGUAUCAAAAACCAGCUCCUAGAAGGCAGGACUCAAAUUGAGAGCUGGGAGAUGGAACGCAUCGAGAACCUUUUCAAUCGCCGCCGGCUGCUCCCGCAGCUGAUCGAGAAUCUGAAUCGAAUGUUCCCAGAUCAAAAGCACUCGACUGAAAGUAAAAGCCAUGAUUUAGCUUCCAAUAAGAUCCUGCAAGUGGAGGAUGUCGUCAAUUUUCCGUACGACCUUGGCUUUAUGGCAAACGUUGAGAGUUUAAUGGGUCCAAAGCAUACUUGGCUUUUGCCAUGGGGUGGUCCGUCAGGAUCUGGCUGUCAUUUUGAGACUAACGAUUUAGCUAUUUACGAGCCUGAUGCGCCGCUAGAAGAUAGAUUGAUGGCGCUCCCUUGGCCUCCCGACGGCGGACGUCAAAUGUCGAAACACCAGAAUCAAGUGGACUCGAAUGUGUCUAUCCAUAACAGUCGAGGUGAGGCGGUACUCAAAAAGAGACCCCUGGAUACCGCAGCAAAUUCAAACAGGAGGACCUGGCAGAACGACUGGGGAGAAACAUUGGCUGAUUUUGGUGUUGAUGUUGACGCUGACGCUGAAUUAUAG
This is a messenger RNA of Lachancea meyersii CBS 8951, 1143 nucleotides long. NCBI's taxonomy places the organism in Eukaryota, Fungi, Ascomycota, Saccharomycetes, Saccharomycetales, Saccharomycetaceae. The record is from the annotation of a GenBank genome assembly.